CACUGAAUAAAAAAAUAUGAAUUAUUGUUAAUAGAGCAGCAAUGCACAAUGAAAAGGAAAUUAGAUGUUUAGAAACUGACAGUUAAUGCACAGAUAUUUGUUUUAAGGAGGGUGGUGGUGGGAGUUGGGAGGUUGUAAACCUGAAAGGUGACUUAAGCCCCCUCUGCACGUCCAGGUGAAGGCAUACCCAGCGAUCUAAUGUGUGUUCCACACAGUUGCACCUCCUGUCAUCCCACAUGCGUGGCAGGAGGUGGGACUGUGCAACUGGGAGCCCUCUCAGCUGAGGGCCUCCCAAUGCAGGGGCACCCCACACACCCCUGGUCCGCAAUCUCCCAGACUUGGGAUGCAUGAAACCUCCAUGCCUGUGGGACUGCGACUGCUGUGACUCAGCUGGGUCUCGGCGCGCAGUGUCCACAGCUGCGGGACUCUGGGUCCCAGUGUUGCUGAGACUGAGUCAGCAGCUGCUGGGGUUGAGAGUCUCCUUAGCUUAUGGGGCUCCCAGCCACAGGGGAGACCCUGGUACACAGGCAAAUUAAAGCUUGAAGCAACCAGCUAUAAAAUUAGUGCAUGUUGUUGAGGUCUAACUUUAUAGUGAGUUGAAGCUUUUUAUGGUGGGAUAACUACUUUGCAUGUGUAGCUGGUCUUAAGGUAAUUGAACAAUUAACCAGUUAAUUAUUUGAUACCUGUAGCAUGUAGAGGGGGCAUCAGUACUAGUGACCAACAAAUUAGACAUGAGUGCAACAGGAUGUAGCAAAAUGUAAAGCUAAUGUAGCUUGGACUGCAGAUGAGGCAUCACAACCCCAUCCUGAAAGAGUUGCUGAUCACAAUGGGGGAUUCCGGCAUGGAUCCAACUGUGUCUCCGCCUGAGAGCACUGCACAGGAGGCUUCUUUCUUGAGCAUGACUGACAUGUUCCUCAUCUCUCUUAUCAUUGGCCUCUUUUCUUACUGGUUUUUCUUCCGCAAGAAGAAGGAGGAAGUCCCUGAAUUCACCAAAAUCCAGCAAACAACCUCUUCCUCCUCUUCUUCAGGAGGAGACAGCAACUUUGUGGACAAGAUGAAAAAGACGGGGCGAAACAUAGUGGUAUUCUAUGGCUCCCAGACUGGGACAGCAGAGGAGUUUGCCAACCGUCUUUCCAAAGAUGCCCAUCGUUAUGGUAUGAGGGGCCUCGGAGCUGAUCCAGAGGAGUAUGACUUGUCUGAUCUGAGCCGCCUCUCUGAGAUUGACAAUUCCUUGGCUGUGUUCUGCAUGGCCACAUAUGGAGAGGGUGACCCCACGGACAAUGCCCAAGACUUCUAUGAUUGGCUGCAGGAGGCUGAUGUGGACUUGUCUGGUGUCAAGUAUGCAGUGUUUGGACUUGGAAACAAGACUUACGAGCACUUCAACGCAAUGGGGAAGUACGUGGACAAGAGACUGGAGCAGCUCGGAGCCCAGCGAAUCUUUGAGCUUGGGUUGGGUGAUGAUGAUGGGAACCUGGAAGAAGAUUUCAUUACUUGGCGUGAGCAGUUUUGGCCAGCAGUUUGUGAGCACUUUGGCGUGGAAGCUACAGGAGAUGAGUCCAGCAUUCGUCAGUAUGAGUUGGUUGUCCACACAGAUAUGAACAUGAACAAAGUCUACACUGGGGAGAUGGGCCGGCUCAAGAGCUACGAGAGCCAGAAACCCCCGUUUGAUGCGAAGAACCCUUUCCUGGCACCUGUGACCAAGAACAGAAAACUGAACCAGGGUGGAGAGAGACACCUCAUGCAUUUGGAGCUGGAUAUCUCAGGUUCCAAAGUCAGGUAUGAAUCUGGGGACCAUGUUGCCGUCUACCCAGCCAAUGACUCAACGUUAGUGAACCAGAUUGGUGAGAUUCUGGGAGCAGACCUGGAUACAAUCAUGUCCUUAAACAAUCUGGAUGAGGAAUCCAAUAAGAAGCAUCCAUUCCCUUGCCCCACCUCUUACCGCACAGCCCUGACCUACUACUUAGAUAUCACUAACCCGCCACGUACCAAUGUCCUAUAUGAGCUGGCUCAGUAUGCCACAGAUGCCAAUGAGCAGGAUCGCCUCCGCAAAAUGGCUUCCUCUGCUGCUGAGGGAAAGGAGUUUUACCUUAGCUGGGUCGUUGAUUCCAGGAGGAACAUCUUAGCCAUCCUACAGGACAUGCCUUCUCUGCGACCACCCAUUGACCACCUCUGUGAGCUGCUGCCACGCCUGCAGGCCCGUUAUUACUCCAUUGCCUCUUCCUCCAAGGUUCACCCUAACUCCAUCCACAUCUGUGCUGUGACCGUAGAGUAUGAGACCAAGACUGGCCGUCUGAACAAGGGAGUGGCCACCACCUGGCUGAAGAACAAGGUGCCUAAUGAAAAUGGGAACAAGUCCUUAGUGCCCAUGUAUGUCAGGAAGUCACAGUUCCGGUUGCCUUUCAAACCCAGCACACCUGUCAUCAUGAUUGGGCCUGGGACUGGGAUUGCCCCUUUCGUUGGCUUCAUUCAAGAACGUGCCUGGCUGAAGCAGCAAGGCAAGGAGGUUGGUGACACAGUGCUGUACUAUGGCUGUCGCCAUGAAAAAGAGGAUUACCUCUACCAAGAGGAGCUCACCCAGUUCCACAAGGAGGGAGCCCUCACCCAGCUUAACGUCGCCUUCUCCAGGGACCAGGCUCAAAAGGUUUAUGUUCAGCACUUAUUGAAACAAAACAAAGAAGGUGUCUGGAAGCUGAUCCAUGAGGGAAAUGCUCAUAUCUACGUGUGUGGUGACGCUCGCAACAUGGCUCGAGAUGUGCAAAACACGUUCUACGAGAUCGUGGCUGAGUAUGGGAACAUGAGCCAGCCUCAAGCCGUGGACUAUGUAAAGAAGCUGAUGACCAAGGGCCGGUACUCCAUGGACGUCUGGAGCUAGGGCUGGGCUGACUAGGUGAGGGAGGGGAAGGAUUCCCAGGUGACUGCCAGACAGGAUGCAAAGGGCACCUGCCCCAGCCAUUGCAAGAGCAUGUGAACAGAACUAAACUAAAGAAUAACUAACUACUCCCCAAUAAUUGUCCCUUUCUAAUUCUCUGCCUUCUCUGCACUAGACUGUUUACAGUAGACCCCUGGAAGGGGUGGGGUGGGGUGGUUGUAGCUGCUGGAACUCCUUUGGGUUUUUUUUUAGGGAGACACCUCUAAUAGGGAUGGAUAGGCUUGUCUAGAGACUCAGAAGGAGCUCUUAACUGUUUCAGUCCCUGUUUUGGUGUUUAGAGCAUGUGGUGCAUGGCAAGGCGAGCUUGUCAGAGGAGGGCAGAUGCACCUGUCCCAGGGCAUCAUGUCCAGAGUUGUGAACCUCUUGCUAGGGCAUUCGCCCUCAUCCUCUGCCAGAGUUGUUUUUUUCCUGCUCUGGUAGGAAGUGACCUGGCUGAGGGGUCCCUUUCUGCACCUGUCCGCCUCACUUCUAAUGACCAAGCCCUCUGCCUUCAGGCCCAGACAGCCCUCUCCCUGUGAGCAGCCUUUAUGUUGAACCAUUUCCUUUGUGCUAGUCUGGAGCAAGUGGACAUGUGCUCCCUGGCUUUGAUAUAGCCCCAUUUUCUGCCUCAUGGGCAGAUCAGACCCAGACCCUGGAGGUUCUGAGGUUUUUAACAGACCCAGUAGCAAUAUUUGGCAAUAAGUAGGGCAUAGAUCAAAAGCUCAAAUUCCCUUUUGGUGUCUACAUUUAGCCAGUAUGGAGCCUAGCUGGGUGCUCCGCUGUACAGCUCACUUGAGCCCCUUCAGUACAAACCUCCACUGCUAGAGGCUUAGAGGAUAGGCAGACUCGUGUCUCAGUCAGCCCUGCCAAACCGUGGGUGUUUCUAGGGCAGUGAGGCUGGAUAUUCUGUGCUCAGUCUGCCCCAGGGCCCUGCACUACGUGUCAUGCGCAAAGCACUGCUCUUAUCUUGCUGUUCAGUAGCUUAACAAACAGGGUCGUGGUGCUGCCACUGUCACUGUGACUGGGCAGUCUGCUUGGGCUCUGCUUGCGGCUGCCUUGACAGAGUGCUGGCACCAGCCUGCCAAAGCUGAGUCAGCACCCUCUGAAAUUCGACUGUGGCCUUAACCCAAGCCAGGAGCUAGCUGGCUGUAAGUCCUUGUGCUUGCAGGGUCUUACCCUGGCCUGUGCAGGCGUGGUAGUAGCUGAGCAAGCUUGGCAAGGAUGAAACAGUUCUUGUGUAAGCUGACCACGCUCCCUGGUCACACUGAUUGUGCAGACAGUUGUAAGUGGCCCAUUGCUGUCACUUGCUCUCUGCACCUCUGAUUCUGGGGAUGAAUUUUGCUCUUGGCUCCCAGCUAACACCCUGAGGCUCAGGCCCUACUUAUGCUGUCCGAGGUGUGAGGCUGUCAAUAAUGUUUUCUCUCUGUGCUGGUAUAGGUAGGACAAAACUCUCAGAGGGCAUUUCCCCUUCCCCCAUUUGAAAACCACUGGUUCUAGGUGUCUUAACAGUAAAAUUGGCUACUGUGGUGCUGUAGAGCCAGGACUUGCUCACUCCCAUUGGCCAAGUGUCUUGUAGACACACCAGAGGUAGCCUCAGUACCAGCAGCAGGGCUGCGUGCACCAACUCGCCUUGCCCAGGAGCGGGGCAGAGGAGCCUGCACUGGGUUGCUGAGGCUAAACUGGUUAUUGCAUCUGAGCUAACUCAGGUAUGCCUGCCCUCCAGUGCCAGUGUGGUUAUACGCCCUCAGUGAAUUCAGACAGCAUGCGCCCCCCCCCUCCACUCGCGGACAGUCCCUGGAGGAUGGGGGGGAGGGAGUGCUGGCAGCAGCUGGUUGAGGUCACCGCCCCCAAGGACAGAGCACAACCAGCUCUUGGGCCUUGAGGCUCCUCUGCCCACUGCGCGCAGGUCAGGGACGCUGCUGCUGCUCCACCUCUGCCCAUUAAAACUUGUUGCCAUGGUUACAUUGUGGCAGGAGGGAAAAUGGCAGAAGCCCCCUGAGGAGCAGGUGCUUCAUUCUCAGCAGCUGCCUGGAAGAGCCACGCUCCUCCAGUGCAGUUGUGAGCUACCACCCCACGCGCCCGGUUUGCAAUGUGUGGUCACAGGGGGUGGUUUUUUUGUAUGUCCGUGUCCGUAUGAGACUUCAUUCUGCACCAAGCUGUAUUAGAGGCUGUCCCAUGAAUGUAAAUAAUUUUAAAAGUACUUUUGCCCUCAGAAUAAAACAGUUUAUUUUGCCUCCUCA
This is a messenger RNA of Alligator sinensis (Chinese alligator), 5148 nucleotides long. RefSeq names its product NADPH--cytochrome P450 reductase. Gene Ontology annotation, molecular function: FMN binding; flavin adenine dinucleotide binding; NADPH-hemoprotein reductase activity. The transcript has 16 exons. Bases 785 to 2872 code for a protein of 695 amino acids. Lineage: Eukaryota; Metazoa; Chordata; Crocodylia; Alligatoridae. Gene Ontology annotation, cellular component: cytosol. Gene Ontology annotation, biological process: response to hormone. The record is from RefSeq and is a predicted model, not a curated record.